Molecule: messenger RNA, 708 nt
Organism: Vicia faba (fava bean)
Lineage: Eukaryota; Viridiplantae; Streptophyta; Magnoliopsida; Fabales; Fabaceae
Source: the annotation of a GenBank genome assembly
AUGGAAAUCGAUUCAUCUCCACUCCGGCUGAACGAGAGCGAGGUUGUUGUCGGUGCGAAGAAAGUGAGUCGGAACAAUUCACGCGGGGUUCGUGUUGUUGGAAGUCGGAUCUAUGAUUCUGAAAAUGGAAAAUCUUGUCAUCAGUGCCGUCAAAAAACAAUGGAUUUUUCUGCUUCAUGUAAGAAUCCAAAGAAUGGGAAGCCUUGUACCAUUAGGUUCUGUCACAAGUGCCUUUUGAACAGAUAUGGGGAAAAGGCAGAAGAAGUAGAUCUAUUGAGUGAUUGGAUGUGUCCAAAGUGCAAAGGCAGUUGCAACUGCAGUAUUUGCAUGAAAAGAAAAGGUCAACAACCAACUGGUUUGCUAGUUUAUACUGCCAAAGCAUCUGGUUUUAAGUCUGUAUCAGAGAUGCUCAGCAAGAAGGCUUCUCAUGGUUUGGAUAAGGAGCUUGUAGUGCAUCUAUUUGAGGAACCAUGGAAGGAAAACUCACUAGGUAGAAACAAGGUUGAAAAUGAGAAAACCAAGAAAAUGAAGCGAAGAAAAUUAAAAGAAAUAUCUAAUGGCAACAAUGUUGACGCUGCUUGUCAAAAGAAGACAUCGAAAAGGAAACGUUGUAAUGGAGUUCCUGAAGAUGAAGUAAAAAGAAAUAAAAACAGCUACUGGCAGCAUGCGCCGCCCCAAGGUGUGGUGUGUUUGUUUUUUUUAGUUUAA